This is a messenger RNA of Penicillium oxalicum, 1230 nucleotides long. Its product is annotated as alpha/beta hydrolase. Gene Ontology annotation, cellular component: endoplasmic reticulum. The transcript is spliced from 2 exons. Gene Ontology annotation, biological process: regulation of lipid storage. NCBI's taxonomy places the organism in Eukaryota, Fungi, Ascomycota, Eurotiomycetes, Eurotiales, Aspergillaceae. The coding region runs from base 1 to 1230 and encodes 409 amino acids. The record is from RefSeq and is a predicted model, not a curated record.
AUGGCGCUGUACCACCAAACCGUGGAUUUUUUCUCUGAAUCUUGGGCCAACCAGCGAACACAGCUUCCCCUCUUGGCGGUGACGGGUGCCUCUUUCACCCUUGGGCUCCUUCUUCGCUCCCUGUUGAAGGGAGAUAAGCACAAGGGGGCUAUUCUCGCUUCGCCUCGCACGAGAGUGUUGUCUCAUCUUUCGGAGGAGGAGAAGCGCCAGUUGCCGCUCCCGGACGAUGUGUUGCCUGGCGCUCGCGAUGUUGCAUCCCCCUAUGGUUCAAUCCGAGUGUAUGAAUGGGGCCGGGAGGAUGGCCCAAAGGUCUUGCUUGUACACGGUAUCACGACGCCGUGUAUUGCACUCGGCGGGGUGGCUCAUGCGCUUGUCGACCGUGGGUGUCGUGUGAUGCUCUUUGAUCUCUUUGGGAGAGGGUACUCUGAUUGUCCUUCAGACAUGCCCCAAGAUGAAAGACUCUUUGCAACGCAGGUCAUGCUUGCUUUGACCACAUCACCAAUCUCCUGGACAGGGACCAGCUCGGGCAAGUUCAGUCUGGUCGGUUACUCCCUGGGUGGUGGUAUCGCUGCGGCUUUUGCAUCCUUCUUCCCACAGCUCCUGUCAUCUCUUGUGCUUCUCGCCCCUGCUGGCCUAGUCCGCGAUUCUCAGAUCAGCUUCCAGGGCCGCCUUCUCUACUCUGGCGGUCUCAUGCCAGAGGGAUUGCUGUCUUUCUUGGUGAGUCGCCGACUGAAGUCGGGCCGUCUUAUCGCACCCAAGAAAGACAAACAGGGAAAACUCAAUGCCCAAGACGCUCUUACGGAGGAGAUGCCUUCAGACGAUGCGGCCGCAGAUCAGGUUCUAUCUCGGGAGUAUCCGCAUGUCACCGUCCCAUCGGCUGUGGCGUGGCAGGUCCACCACCACGCUGGGUUUGUCCAUUCAUUCAUGUCCAGUAUGCGCCAUGGGCCCAUCCUGGGAUCGCGCCAGAAAGUUCACUGGGCUCGCCUGGGCGAAUAUCUCAGUGCACAGAACAGCAAUGGUGCAGGAGAUGGAAGGGAAAAGGGGCUACCGAGCCACAAGGUUCACAUUCUCUGCGGGAACACGGAUACAAUCAUCAUCAAGGAUGAGCUUGUUUCCGAUGCAGCUGCUGUUCUUGGUGGAAAUGUGGUCUUCAAGUUUUACGAUGCCGGCCACGAGUUCCCAAGUACCAAGUACGAAGAAGUUGCGGCGUACAUUGAGAAGGUACUGUGA